AUGAGGGGGGCUGGAGCACAAGUUACUCAGGGACAGACCCAGGCAAGGAUGUAUAACAUUACCAGAGAGGAAGCCCCAGCAUCGAAUGAUGUGAUUUCAGGUACGGUAUUGUUAUUUGACAUUGCAACUUAUGUUUUGAUUGAUCCUGGCUCUCCAUAUUCAUGUAUUUCAUCCGAACUUGCAUCUAAACUACCGGGAGAGAAUAGUCCAUUGGAAUGUAAUUUGAUGGUUUAUUUGCCCGUCGGAGGGGGUGUGGUAGUCAACAGUGUUAGGAAAGAGAGCUUAGUGAGAAUCGGAGAUGUAAAUUUACCUGUAGACCUUAUAGUGCUGGAUUUGAAGGAGUUUGAUGUGAUUUUGGGGAUGGAUUGGUUAGCGCAACAUAAAGCAAUAGUUGACUGUUGUAAAAAAGAAGUGAUGAUCGAAUGUUCUGGUGAAUCAAAAGUAAUAUUUGUGGGGGAUCAUCAAGUAGUACCAAUUUGUGUACUAUCAGCCAUGGAGGCAAGAUGA
Messenger RNA from Sesamum indicum (sesame), 507 nucleotides. NCBI's taxonomy places the organism in Eukaryota, Viridiplantae, Streptophyta, Magnoliopsida, Lamiales, Pedaliaceae. The record is from RefSeq and is a predicted model, not a curated record.